AUGUCGCGUCGUAAACAGGCAAAACCGCGUGCAUUUCUUAAACUUGGCGAAGAUCCGGAUAAAUGUUCUAAUCUUGAGCUUUUGGAACCAAAUGCUAAAAAACAUGAAGGUAACAGAACAGCUAAUUUGGAAAAACAAAUGAAAUCUGAAUUCACCGAAACACCUAAACAGCAAUGUGAUCAAAAAUUAAACUCAGCAUCAGCAAUUAAACUAAAAAUAAAAGUAUCUCAUGAGACUUCAGCAGUAUACGCUAAAUACGAACAAUCAACAUCGAAUAAUAUUGUAAAGAAUACAAAAAAUACAAAACUUGAUAAUCCGACCAUAAAAAUGGAUAACGACUGCGUUAGUAAUAUUUCCACGGAAGGAAUACUGGAGUCAGACAACGAAGAUAUAGUAUAUUUGAAUGACGAAGAAUACACUGAGGAUGAUUUACACAGUUUGGAUAGUUUCUAUUCUGGUAAGUUAAAUGUGAAAAUAUAA
Messenger RNA from Bactrocera tryoni, 480 nucleotides. RefSeq lists its product as uncharacterized. The record is from RefSeq and is a predicted model, not a curated record. Bases 1 to 480 code for a protein of 159 amino acids. The transcript is spliced from 3 exons. Lineage: Eukaryota; Metazoa; Arthropoda; Insecta; Diptera; Tephritidae.